UCUCUCUCUCUCUCCUCUCUGGCGUAUUUUCAAGGAACAGAGAAUUUCCGGUCUUGGAGAUUAAACCAAGUAGCUGGCUGCUGAAAAAAACGUGCGCCGUGCAUUUGGAUUAGCAAAAUCCGUUUGUCAGUUCGAGAAAAAUCAUCAUUGCUCAGACUGAAAAAAAGAAGGUGCAAAUCUUUUCAAGAUUUCGAUUGGGAAAUAUUUCCCAAGAAAAAAAAUAAUUGUAAAUCUCUUGGGAGAUGUGCUGAUGAGCCCGGUUUAAGAGGUAUUAAUGUGGUGGUGGAUAUGGUCUUCACACAGUUAAACAUUGACAAGAUUUGUUUUUGACAACAAUGGAUCUCAAGGAAUCAUAGAACCAAUGUAAUAAUACUUCAGCUACUGUGUUUCAGCAACAAAAAAUUGAGUGGCAUUUGUGUAAUUCUUGUUCCAUCAUGCCUCUCUCCGAAUUCUUGAGAAUGGCUCGAGGCCAACUUGAUUCCGGCCACCAAAAACCGACCAAUCUCUCUUCUCGGCCCGACGAUGAAUUGGUCGAGCUAGUGUGGGAGAACGGUCAGAUCAUGAUGCAGGGCCAAUCCAGCCGUGUACCAAAAAGCCCUCCUCGUAAAUCGCGCGAUCCGGGGUUGUUAUUAGGAAAUUCAAGAAUCGGAAAAUUCGAUGUGGUUGACUCGGUUCCGGACGAUAUUGAACUGGAUUUUGACCAGGACGAUGAAAUGGUUCCUUGGUUGAAUUAUCCUAUAGAAGACGAUGCUCUUGCCCAAUUACCCGAAAUAUCGAGUCUUACGGCCCAAAAUAGCUUCCCAUCCGCCGAAAAGAAAAGUAGUUGCGGGCAGAAUGUUAGUAAUUUGUAUACGUGUUCGUCUUCUGCGUUGUCUUCGUCUUCUAAAUCUCAUAUGUUGAGCUCAUGGCAGCCUGGUACAUCAAACGCCGUAGGGCAACAACAGCAACCGAUUAGUAAUUUGAAUUUGAUGAAUUUCUCCCAUUUUGCAAGACCCGAUAAGACCCUUGUCAAAUCCAACUUUUCCAACCCCGAUGCAAUUCCGACGGUUUCGUCGGUUUUGGAAAGGAUGGAAAUUAGGGAGAAAGGCUCUUCACCUGCCAGUGGGAGUAAUCUGGUGAAGAAAUCCGCAUUCGUUGAUCGAUUUAAUAUCACACGAAAAGAUGUUGCUUCAAGAGAACCGGUGUUUAAUGCAGCAGCUAAAGGCUUGUGCCCCACCGAAAGAAGUAAACAUUUAUGCGUUGAAAAUGCAAUCAAGAACGACAAGCCCGUAAUUCAGAGUAGUAAUGGCGAUUCGGUAAAAAAACAAUCGAAACCCGUUGAGCCCGUCGUUGCUUCGUCAUCUGUGGGUUCUGGUAAUAGUGGCGAUAGGGUUUCUUGUGAGCAGACGUAUAAUUCGAGAAGGAAGAGAAAGUUUCGUGAUAUUGAAGAGUCGGAAUGCCAUAGUGAUGAUAUUGAUACGGAAUCUGUGGGUGCGAAAAAACCGAGCCUUGGUCGCGGAGGUGGUGGAUCGAAGAGAAGCCGAGCAGCAGAAGUACAUAAUCUUUCCGAAAGGAGGCGAAGGGAUAGAAUCAACGAGAAAAUGCGCGCUCUGCAAGAACUCAUUCCGAAUUGCAAUAAGGCGGAUAAAGCUUCAAUGCUCGACGAAGCCAUCGAGUAUCUAAAAACCCUUCAACUUCAAGUACAGAUUAUGUCGAUGGGAGCGGGUUUAUGUAUGCCACAAAUGAUGUUCCCCGCGGGAAUGCAUCCUGCUCACGUUCCACAUUUUCCUCCCAUGGGCAUCGGAAUGGGAAUGGGAAUGGGAAUGGGAAUGGGAAUGGGCAUGGGAAUGGGAAUGGGAUUCGGAAUGGAUCAUAUGAUCGACAUGAAUGGUAGAUCUUCUGGAUAUCCGAUUUUUCCUGCACCCCCACUAUCGGGUCCAACGACUUUCCAGAGAAUUCCGGGUCCCACUAACUUUCCGGUGUACGGUCAACCUAGUCAAGGACUUCACAAUUUAGUACCGAGACCGCCCUUGGCUCCUUCAACCAGCCAGCCUCAUGCGACUCCGAUUGCGAAAUCACCAUUGAUGUGCAAUGCAGAAGCUUCCAGCUCACUCAACCGUAAAUCCGAUCAGAUGCAAGCUACAAAUGAAGUGAUAACGAAACAAGUUGCAGCACGAGAAAUUAAAACGGCCGCAGAAGCUAGCGGGACAACGGCUGUAACCUCUACUACAGAAACUGACAUUAACAAAAAACCAGGUUAUGAUUAGCCGGGACGGGAUUAAACACCUAAAUUGACGAUUUGAUGGCUUUUAUCUGCGUACGUGGUCGAACUUUGCAAUAGAUACGACACUCUAAUUUUGUAGUGUUUGUCAAAAAAAAAAUUCUAACGAUAGAAAUAUCAGACUACAAAAUUUGAUUUUGAAGUACUUUUUUAAGGAGAAUAAAAAAUCGACUGCUCUCUUACUUUAUUGUAUAUUUAUUGAAGACGAGUCGACUCGUGUGUUGAGCGGUGUAGAGUAGGUCUUUGCGGAUGUGUUUGAGAUGUCUACGUCUUUGCCCUUGUUAAUACGAUUUCCUGGUUUGACACACAUUAUUGUACUUCACACGUUUGUAAUUUUUUAUUUUUUUUACAUUUUAGUUUCGACAAAUGCGACUGUGUGCUCGUGUCUGUAUUUCGCUGUCGAUUCUUGAAUAUAAUACUAUCAACUGUAUUUCGCUGCCGA
This is a messenger RNA of Erythranthe guttata (spotted monkey flower), 2702 nucleotides long. Its product is annotated as transcription factor PIF3. NCBI's taxonomy places the organism in Eukaryota, Viridiplantae, Streptophyta, Magnoliopsida, Lamiales, Phrymaceae. Gene Ontology annotation, biological process: regulation of DNA-templated transcription. Gene Ontology annotation, molecular function: DNA-binding transcription factor activity; protein dimerization activity. The record is from RefSeq and is a predicted model, not a curated record.